Molecule: messenger RNA, 3022 nt
Organism: Diatraea saccharalis (sugarcane borer)
Lineage: Eukaryota; Metazoa; Arthropoda; Insecta; Lepidoptera; Crambidae
Source: the annotation of a GenBank genome assembly
CAUGCGCGCUCGCGCAGUCCACCCGCGCCGCGCCGCACGACCGCGCGCACCAUGCUCAACAUGAAGCUAAAGGAGCGCCUAGCGCUCGCGCUCAGCGCAUUUCUAGUCCUCUUCACCCUGAUGCUCAUAGUCGACCUCCAAAUGGACUAUGGGAUGUCCAGAAACAGGGUGCCUUUACACGGCCGUGUCAAAAUCUCCGACGAUGAAGAUAAAGGCCGGUCAGCCUACAUCGAAUUUCGGAAACGAUUCCUCCAGAAAAGCAAUGGGAGUAAUGGUUCAAGAGAAUACGAGCAGUCAGCGCCCAGUGAGACAAGCAGUGGGGGGGAGCCGGAGCCACGUACUCCGGCGCCCCCUACUGACAAGUACGAUGACUUGGAGGCAAUUCUACACGAGCAAUUGCAGGGGAAGCUGGAAGAUCAUCAGGUGGUGAUACCACCUCAUCGAGAUUUGAAUGUGAUACGGCCAGAAAACCCAACCAUAGGGGAGAUGGAAGAUCUAGAACCAAGCGUGAAUGCUUCCAACUUGGAGAAGUUCCAACUAAGGAUAGCGCAGCACGAGCUGUACGAGGAAGAAGAAGUAUUGGUAAACGCAAUCCUCAAGGAUAUGGCCUCUUUACCUAUUAUACAUGCUGAGCAAAAAGAAGGCGGUACGCAGCUCAAGCUCAUAAUUGACUAUCCAAAUGGAAUCCAAGCUCUUUUCAAGCCGAUGAGGUUCGCGAGAGACGUACAAACUUUGCCAAACCAUUUCUACUUUUCCGACUAUGAAAGGCAUAACGCUGAAAUAGCUGCAUUUCACCUCGACAGGAUAUUAGGUUUCCGUCGCGCCAUGCCGGUCGUGGGCAGAGUGCUCAACAUGACUACAGAGAUAUAUGACGUCACCGAAGGCGAUAUCCUCAAGACAUUCUUCGUGUCGCCCGCAAACAACUUCUGCUUCCAUGGCAAAUGUUCUUACUACUGUGAUACCGGUCACGCUAUAUGCGGUAACCCUGACAUGUUGGAAGGAAGCUUCGCUGCGUUCCUGCCUUCUUCUGAUUUAGCUGAGCGAAAGGUAUGGAGACAUCCUUGGAGAAGAUCAUAUCAUAAGAGAAGAAAAGCUCAAUGGGAACUGCAAUCUGAUUACUGUGACACGGUGCGGACGACGCCACCAUACGACUCCGGCCGGCGGCUUCUAGAUCUAAUGGACAUGUCUAUUUUCGAUUUUCUCACCGGCAAUAUGGAUCGGCAUCACUAUGAAACCUUCAAAAUGUUUGGCAAUGAGACGUUUACAUUGCACUUGGAUCAAGGACGAGCUUUCGGUAAGGCAUUCCACGACGAACUGAGUAUUCUCGCGCCGCUGCUGCAGUGCUGCCUUGUCAGGCACACUACGUUAGCGACCCUACUCAAAUUCCACAACGGGAUUCCCUUGUCGAAAUACCUCCGGGAAUCUAUGAGAGUAGAUCCCGUAGCACCAAUACUCUGGGAACCGCAUUUAGUCGCUUUAGACAGGCGAAUAGUCACCGUCUUAGACGCCCUCAGGAAAUGUGUGGACAAAACUAACAAUCCAAUGCAAGCUGAAGUGAACGACUUUGUAUGACAGAAAGUGAACAUUUAUGGGACUUACAGAAAAAGAGUCGUUGUUUGAAUUCCAUGUCAGGUAGGGGCAUUAAAAGGCUUAUGAGACGACAGUGAUGGAAAUUAUUAACAAGGUCAAAGUGUGAUGAACACAGGGUUGUGUAUGUGUUGAUUCGGUGUAUCGUUAUAUGACGUUAGUAUGUAAGAGUAAACAAUGCAAGAUCUUUGGUUCUGCCUACGAGACUUCUAGACAUAUAAGUUUAUAGUGCCAAAGAUUGUCCAAAUGAAAUGUGAGAGCAUAAUUUUAAAACCAUUCCACUAUAAGUAGUUAAUUUGCCAUUAUAUGCCAAAUGAGCGAAAGAAUGAGUGAUUUAAAAGUAUAUAUUCUUUCGGAAAGAACUAAUGGUGAAUAUUUAUUUAUCUAAGUAACCAGUAUUGACGGCGUGACUCGAUAUGAUAUCUAUUCAUAGAUAUUUUAAUUUCCUAUAUGGUGUAUAUUUCGAAUUAAGUAUUUUAAUUUUAAUCGGGAAAUUUAUGCUGUAAGGGAGAGUGCAACAUACUGUACAUAAUAUUAGAGAAAUUAAAUAUUUAAGUUAAACGAAUAAAAAUAAUAAUAAUUAUACAAUUACUGGUCAAUCAAUCAAUGACUUAUUGUUAAGUUUCCUUAAGUAAUGAAAUAAGUUAAUAAUAUUUCAUGGUCAUUUUUAUAUAACCCUUAAGUAUGUAACAAAGAGAUCUUAUUUAUUUUAAAAUGUUAUUUUUUCAUUUGUUGUUUUAAUGUUGAAUUGGUAUAAAAUUUUAUUUGUGAAUUUUCAUUUUUUGUUGACUCUCAUUAUAAAUUAACCGCUUUGUUAUACAUAAAAUAACGUACUCUGUUACCGUAGCAAAAAGCUCAAUAUGACAUAUCAUAUAAAUAUAGUGUAUAGAGCGGAACGUACAUUAUAUACAUACAGCCUUUUCCGUUUUAAUUAGUUAGAAAUAUGAGGCUACCAGAUUACCUAUCCAAUGCAAGAAUGUACUGAUUAAUUUAUUUCAUAGAUAUAAUUAAUUAUAUUGAACUUUACUUUGGUUUUAUUUUUUUUUAUUGAUCUCGAAAAUUAAAAACAAGAUUAAUGUGUUUUAAAAGUUAGUUGUGAAAUUUACUAAUCGUCUGCGUACUAAAUUAUUUAAUCGUGAAAUAUUUACAUUAUAAGAAUAAUGCAUUUCUAUAACAAUGGCAAUUUUAAAGAAUAUAUUUGCGAUCGAAAUUUGCUACAAAAUACAUAUUAUAUAUUAUGGAAUAAGAUAAUGCUCUAAAUAAUUACUUAGUUACUUAUUAGCUAUUUUUGUGAUGUUUGAAAUUAAUUCUUUUAAUGUAUAGUUAGGAUAAGCGGUAUAGUUAAUAAACCUCUUACGAGUUAGCCAUUCCAACUUUGAUAAUAAAAACUAUCUCGGUCAAUAUCGUGCAAAAUACAUAUUUUAUAUAAAACUAU